Messenger RNA from Nicotiana tabacum (common tobacco), 1972 nucleotides. The record is from RefSeq and is a predicted model, not a curated record. NCBI's taxonomy places the organism in Eukaryota, Viridiplantae, Streptophyta, Magnoliopsida, Solanales, Solanaceae.
AAUUGACAAAGAAUCUGUCAGUAUCCAAUAACUACUUUGCAACUGGAUAAACUUAUUUUCUUUUUAUUAUUUCACAUUAAAGAAGCCAAUAAAUCUGCGACUUUCUGCGAGUAGUCUUUACACAAAAAACUGCAUGGGUGGGCAGUUGCAAUUGAAUCCUUGUUCUUCAUCUUCAGUUGCUACUACUUUCCAUAAUGGGGCACAUAAGUUUUGCAGAAAUUUUAAUAUUUUACCAUUUAAAGCCCAUUCCCUUGAAUCUUCAGUUGCUAGUACUUUCCAUAAUGGAAUUUAUUCAAGAAUCCAGCCAAGAAAGCAUUUUGAGAUCAUGUCAUCAAAUGGUUUUCAUCUGAAUGCUGUGUCUUUGCUGGAUGGUUCGGCGUCAAAAUCUAUGCCAGAACAAGUGCCUUUGACAGAGUUAGAAAAUGCAGAGACAACUGUCAGCAUAACUGUUAUUGGAGCUUCAGGUGACCUAGCCAAGAAGAAGAUUUUUCCAGCUUUAUUUGCUCUUUUCUAUGAAGAUUGUUUGCCUGAGAAUUUUAUAGUUUUUGGUUAUUCACGAACAAAAAUGAGUGAUGAAGAGCUGAGAAACAUGAUCAGCAAGACCUUAACUUGUAGAAUUGAUCAGAGAGAGAAUUGCGAGGCUAAAAUGGACCACUUUCUGGAAAGAUGCUUUUACCACUCCGGUCAGUACAAUUCUGAGGAUGAUUUUGCAGAACUGGAUUACAAAUUAAAGGCAAAGGAGGGUUCUAGGGUUUCUAAUAGGUUGUUUUACUUAUCAAUACCUCCAAAUAUAUUCGUGGAUGUGGUGAGAUGUGCAAGUCUUAAAGCUUCUUCAACAAGUGGGUGGACAAGAGUCAUUGUUGAGAAACCGUUUGGUCGUGACUUAGAAUCAUCUAGUGAGCUGACCAGAUGCCUAAAGAAGUAUCUAACUGAGGAGCAAAUAUUCCGAAUUGACCAUUACUUGGGAAAGGAACUUGUUGAGAAUCUCUCAGUUCUUCGUUUCUCGAAUCUUGUCUUUGAGCCUCUCUGGUCCAGAAACUACAUACGCAAUGUCCAAUUCAUAUUUUCCGAGGAUUUUGGUACCGAGGGACGAGGAGGGUACUUUGACAAUUACGGGAUCAUCCGAGAUAUAAUGCAAAAUCAUCUCCUUCAAAUAUUAGCAUUGUUUGCUAUGGAAACACCUGUCAGCAUGGAUGCCGAGGACAUCAGAAAUGAAAAGGUUAAAGUUUUAAGGUCAAUGAGGCCAUUGCAGCUUGAAGAUGUGGUACUUGGCCAGUAUAAAGGUCAUAGCAAGGGUGGUAAAUUAUAUCCAGCUUAUACAGACGAUCCAACUGUGCCAAACGGUAGUGUCACUCCAACGUUUUCUGCUGCUGCACUCUUUAUUAAUAAUGCACGCUGGGACGGGGUUCCUUUCCUCAUGAAAGCUGGAAAAGCUCUCCAUACUAGGAGGGCGGAGAUCAGGGUACAGUUCAGACAUGUUCCUGGAAAUUUGUACAAAAAGAACUUUGGAACUGAUCUAGAUAAGGCCACAAAUGAGCUAGUUCUGCGCUUACAACCUGAUGAAGCCAUAUAUUUGAAGAUCAACAACAAGGUUCCUGGUCUUGGAAUGAGACUUGACCGGAGUGACCUUAAUCUUCUUUACAAAGCAAAGUAUCGAGGUGAAAUACCAGAUGCAUAUGAGCGGCUUCUGUUAGAUGCAAUAGAAGGAGAGCGAAGAUUGUUCAUUAGAAGUGAUGAGCUGGAUGCUGCAUGGGCUCUAUUUACACCAUUGCUGAAGGAGCUAGAAGAGAAGAAGAUCGCGCCAGAGCUUUAUCCGUAUGGCAGUAGGGGUCCAGUAGGAGCACAUUAUCUAGCUGCAAAGCACAACGUUCGUUGGGGAGAUCUGUCUGGUGAUGAUUGAUUGUAUCCGUACACAUCUUCUCCCCAAAAUUGGAGCGCGAACUUUCAAAAAUAUUGACUAUAAAUGUAUGAA